Endocarpon pusillum Z07020 is the source of this 1191-nucleotide messenger RNA. RefSeq lists its product as uncharacterized. The transcript has 5 exons. Bases 1 to 1191 code for a protein of 396 amino acids. NCBI's taxonomy places the organism in Eukaryota, Fungi, Ascomycota, Eurotiomycetes, Verrucariales, Verrucariaceae. The record is from RefSeq and is a predicted model, not a curated record.
AUGCAAGAGCACAUUCGGCGAGCUCAUCCUGAUCACUAUAUCCCAAAGCUUCCCGCCACCGAGGAGAGCUUCCUGUUGAUGGUCAAUACUCCCCCAACCCAUAGGCCUCAACCUCAGCCAACCUCAGCCCCAAAUCAUAGAGGACAAUCCGAUACCGGUGACCGAGACUUUUACGGCGCCGACAUCAGUUCUCCCCCUAGCCCGCGAAUUGGUGAAGACGCACCACCCGCAGCUGCUAAUGCCGCUGUGGCGUUGGCACAACUCCAUCAAGACCAAGUUGGUACGGAAUGGGACUCCGAAAUGGAUACAUUUUCAGAACCGCAGAUCAAGAGAGAACGUUUGGGUGGCUCAAUUGAAUUGCCUUCCCUGAGAGAUCAGUUCCGGCAAGACGCAUUGACUUCGCAUCAAGCAAACCGGCCCAGGGAGCUGUUACCUUCGAUAUUGGCACAUUCGCCUCCUGGCCGGUAUUCGUCAUUGCCACCGAUACAGCGGAGCGCGAAGCUACACAGACCGCGAAAAUCGUCUGUAGGCCAGAAUGCUCGAAAGGCGAAACACGAGCGGACAAAGUCGAAGGAAUUCUCCCGGAGAUUGAGCAUGGAAGGGCGGAAAGCUAUGUCGGCAGAACCUCCAACUGCAGCUUGGGUUCAGGGAAAACGUUGGGAGGACUUGAUCGAAGCCGCAACAUCAGCAACCGAGGCAGACGAUGAUCGAGACUUAACUCCUGUGCCUCAGUCACCCAACCACCAAUCUACCACGAAUACUGAAGCUGUCAAGCGCUCAUCAUUGCCCCCAGGCUUUCGAAUUCCAGGCCAGAUGCAGCAGCAAUAUCAUGCAUCUCCAUUGCAGAACGCUUUGACGCCUCCGCCGCCGGUCGGCCUUGAGGCGAAUGAACCCUUUCCUUCAGUUGAAUCGUCAGUAGAGAGCGUCAUCUCAGGACAGAAUUUCCACAUCUCAACUUCAGGCUUGUCAGCGUCAGGUUCUGCGAACAACGACACAAGUCCUUCACAGCUUCAAUCUCACCAUUACCAUCACUCUCAAUCCUCCUCACUGGGCAGUCGAAGCGAUAGCCUAGAGAUCCUUAGCAGUCCUGUCAUCACGGUCCAACCUGGAUUGGCUCCUGUCCGUCGUGGCUGUCCUCGAUGUGGUGUGAUGGACGGGAAAUGGAAACGGUUCCAGCUCGAUUUUCGAUGA